Molecule: messenger RNA, 466 nt
Organism: Ochotona curzoniae (black-lipped pika)
Lineage: Eukaryota; Metazoa; Chordata; Mammalia; Lagomorpha; Ochotonidae
Product: trafficking protein particle complex subunit 2-like
Exons: 1
Coding region: 27-449 (140 amino acids)
Biological process (GO): endoplasmic reticulum to Golgi vesicle-mediated transport
Cellular component (GO): cytoplasm; TRAPP complex; nucleus
Source: RefSeq, a predicted model, not a curated record
GCUGUUGAAGCUGUACAUUGAAGACAAUGUCUGGAAGCUUCUACUUUGUAAUUGUUGGCCACCAUGAUAAUCCAGGUUUUGAAAUGGAGUUUUUGCCAGCUGGGAAAGCAGGAUCCAAAGAUGUUCAUAGCCAUACGAACCAGUUCAUAGCACAUGCAGCCCUGGAUCUGGUGGAUGAGAACAUGUGGCUGUCGAACAACAUGUACUUGAAUACUGUGGACAAGUUCAACAAGUGGUUUGUGUUGACCUUUGUCACUGCAGGACAUAUGAGAUUUAUUAUAGUUCAUGAUAUAAGGCAAGAAGAUGAACUCAAGAACUUCUUUACUGAUAUCUAUGAUUUAUAUAUAAAGUUUGUGAUGAACCCAUUUUAUGAGCCCAAUUCUCUUAUUCGCUCAAGUGCACUUGACAGAAAAGUUCAGUUUCUCAGUAACAAAUACCUUUUAAGCUGAAUGCAGAAAAAUUCCAA